Phalaenopsis equestris is the source of this 781-nucleotide messenger RNA. RefSeq lists its product as uncharacterized. Bases 221 to 766 code for a protein of 181 amino acids. The transcript has 4 exons. Gene Ontology annotation, molecular function: iron ion binding. The record is from RefSeq and is a predicted model, not a curated record. NCBI's taxonomy places the organism in Eukaryota, Viridiplantae, Streptophyta, Magnoliopsida, Asparagales, Orchidaceae.
CCUGUUCUAAAGCAAGCAAAUUUUUCUCAACACUGUGAGAUCGACAGGAUAAGGGGCUGCCACGCGCUCCCCCUUCCCAAAACCUUAAACCAGAACGAAUAUGCUCGCCAAAUCAAGCUCAUACUCCUCUUCUCUUAUCUUCUCGCAAUUUCCAGAUACCACCCAGCCAGAAGUAUCAGACUCCAAGCUGAUUAUUGGCAUACAGUGAUUCAAGCCCUCCAUGGCAUUUCAGUAUGCAUCUCCAGCAGCCUUACGGCCUUCCACCAUCGCUUCAGCGUCUGCCACUCCAUCAAUCCUCUUACCACUUCAACCCGGUACGACCGGACUACGUCGACCUCUUGAUCCUUUUGCGCUGCGUUCCUCCUACAUAUCUCCUUCUGUGAAGCUCUUCCUUUCUCCUUUUCGACUGGCCGGCACCGCAUCACCCAGAUUCUCCAUGCGUGUGGCCUCCAAACAGACUUACAUCUGUAGAGAUUGCGGUUAUAUUUACAAUGAGAGGACAGCCUUUGAGAAGUUGCCUGACAAUUACUUCUGCCCAGUUUGUGGUGCACCGAAGAGGAGAUUCCGGGUUUAUGAACCAGCAGUUGCAAGGAAUUCCAACGAUACAGAUAUUCGUAAGGCUCGCAAGGCACAGUUGAAGAGAGACGAAGCCAUUGGGUUUUACUUUAUUGGGGGCACUUGGGUUACUUAUGCAAGGUUUUGUCGCCUGGGGUCUCUAACCUUUCUGAGAGAGGGCAGUCUGCAUCACCUUGGCAAGGCUCUUUAAUAUUUCAAUCUGGAC